This is a messenger RNA of Aspergillus ruber CBS 135680, 1323 nucleotides long. RefSeq lists its product as uncharacterized. The record is from RefSeq and is a predicted model, not a curated record. NCBI's taxonomy places the organism in Eukaryota, Fungi, Ascomycota, Eurotiomycetes, Eurotiales, Aspergillaceae. The coding region runs from base 1 to 1323 and encodes 440 amino acids. The transcript is spliced from 2 exons.
AUGGCUGCCGACCGUGCUGGACCCGCGGGUCAAUCGAAUCAGACCGGUCGCCAAUCGCCGUAUCCGGCUGGUUCGAAGAAUAGCUCGUCAACUAGCCAGGACCAGGGACGCAGUACCCCGGGUCCGGCUCAGAGACGAGAGGAGGAAUGUGACGUUCGGUCGUUGGUGCAGAAGCAUGAUGAACUUUUGGCCAAAUACUCCAAGGUGAAGCGGUACUACUUUGAAAAAGAUGCCCAAGUGCAACAUCUCCAGAACACCGUCGCUCACCAACGCAUGGCUGUCUCUCGUACCGUUCUCGACGACAACGAGUACGCCAACCGUUUCGGCCGGCUCGACGGCGCCAUUAAAGACCUUGCAUUCUCCAUCCGCAACGACUGGAAGAGUCUCCCACCUUGGUUGAUCGGUUAUGCGAACGACAACGCGCACACCACGGGCGGGAAAGAGAUGACGGCCAUCGGACGCGCAUUCAUCAGCCGCUGGCUUGCCGAGGAGAUUUUCCAUCGCUAUUUCCACCCAUCCCUGGAAUCGAACUUCAGCCAGCAACUGAAGAGUAUCGAAAAUAACCUCCGCCAGCAGCACGGUUCCAAGCCAGUCACCACCGAAGAGGAUAAGGAGAACGCCAUUGCUAAAAUCUCGAACUGGCGACGCACGACAUUCGACGGACUAGGCGAUGCCCAACUCCACGGCCGCACGGCCGACGAGAACCGCGCAAAACUCGUCGACCACCUCGUUUCCAAACUCAUCGCCUCUCUCGAAGUGCACCUCAACAGUCCUCCACCCGUAGGCAUGGACAACGGCGCACGUCUAAUCGUCGAAAACGCCGUAGGCAUCGCAGAGAAAAUUCCCCUGGAAUCCCGCGACGUCUGCAUCGAAUACCCACUGCCAGGAUCCAUCCUCGACGAGCGACAAAUGAAGCCCGAAGUAGGCGUGCCGCCAUUAACCAACGUGAAAUCGGAGGACACCCGCCGUCCCGAUCUAGAGUCCACAAACCCUGCUGGGCAGGGGCAGUCAACUGACACAGAACCCACCGCCAGUACAGACCCCGACUCUCCCUCCUCGCAAUCUCCCUCGCCAACAUCCUCCCCGGCAUUGGGGACAGCGGGGCCUGAGAGAAAGAUGACAGCGGUGUUUGGGGCGUUGAUGGGGAGGCGGAAUGCACCUGCCGCGCCGGCUACAACGGCCAAAGAGAGCAAGGAUGAAAGUACGAGUGGUCCUGCAACGGGACAGACGAGGAUUCGAUUUGCGUCGUUUGUGAGUGCUGAAGUACGCGGGAAAGGGCCGGUGAAUGUUUUGGCGAAGGCGCCGGUUUAUGCACUUGAGUGA